AUGGCGCGCGAGAUCUUCGUCAACCCCAGUGAGAAACAGGAAGAGAUCUACACGACAGUCACUGAGUGGCACUCAAACCAAGCCCCGGAAUUCAUUGGCACUGCAAGCCACGUCGCUCAGCCUGUCGCAUCCCAUCGCCGUCCCGUCAAAUCGCCCAGCGCCACAACCGAUUAUGCAGGAUUCGGUCUCAUGGAAGAAGAUCCUAUCCAGUCUUCCUCCGAGCCCGCGGAAUCAUCUCGGGUGGGGGAUACGAGCCUCGCUGAUGAAAUAACGAGCCAACUCGACAACAUGUUCCGCAGCUCUUCGGAAAACAAGCCGAAUCCGAUUCGUCCGCCAAAGCCGUCGUCGAUAAAAGAGUUUGAAAAUCAGCAGAAAAGACCAGAAGGACUCGUCAGUAAAAUCAUCAAAAAACUUCAACCAGCUCAUCAAUUUUUCGACAGGAAUCACCAUUUACGGUCUGCUUACGACACGCUCCACCUUUGCUAA
Oikopleura dioica is the source of this 486-nucleotide messenger RNA. The record is from the annotation of a GenBank genome assembly. Lineage: Eukaryota; Metazoa; Chordata; Appendicularia; Copelata; Oikopleuridae.